Macadamia integrifolia is the source of this 3984-nucleotide messenger RNA. RefSeq names its product tetratricopeptide repeat protein 27 homolog. The record is from RefSeq and is a predicted model, not a curated record. The transcript has a single exon. NCBI's taxonomy places the organism in Eukaryota, Viridiplantae, Streptophyta, Magnoliopsida, Proteales, Proteaceae. Gene Ontology annotation, molecular function: protein binding. The coding region runs from base 595 to 3306 and encodes 903 amino acids.
GGACGCAGGGUUCGUUUUGAGGUCGAUCGGAUCGGAUUCAAUCUUCCGAUUCGGAUUACCGAUUACAGAUUUUUAAAACCCUAGUACCAGUCCACAACAGAAGCAUGUGAAGUGUUUGUUUUGCGAAGUGGCUUUCGGAUUCUCUCUCUCUCUCUACCACCGCUCUUUCGCGAGUCACGGCUCUCCCCUCUGCCACCCGGUGCUUUAUCGCCCGAACCCUCAUCGUCUACGGAUUCUGUGUUGGAAGGGCGCCGGAAUUGACGAUCUAUUCGAUUCUAUAGAUCAAAGGGGUUUUCGGCCUAUCUACCUCUUCUCAGGAGAGAGGCCAAAGCCUAGGAGAAGCCUGAGUUUGGUAAGCAUCUAGAUGGGGAUGCAGUUACACCAGUGAGUUUCAUCUCUGAGGAGGAGGACCAAAGUCGGACAGUAGAGAGAACUCGACGUUCGAUCCUACGGCAGGACCCGCUACCCUCUACCUAGAACUUUGGCGCCGCGCGGCUCCUCCCUCUUUCGACUAUGGCUGGCCCUGGUUAAGGACAAGGGAUUUCAAAAUUGAAACAUAAUCUUCCAUCGGCGGCAGUUAAACUCUCACGCAACAUGGCGGAAGCAGAUCUUCAAACCCUUCGUGGGUUUGAACUCCGUCUACUUCGCUGUUCUAUGUUGCUUGCGCCUGUUCGAAACAAUGAUUCUCUAUACCCCACGGUUGAUAGAAAAGGGAAUCCUCUCUAUCGAUUAAUUGAAGAAGUUAUUAUUUUGAUCGAAAGUAGGGAUUACAUCGGGGCUUUAUCCUCGGACGCAGUGCGUCUCGUGUUUGGAUUUGCCGACUCUUGGGAUUUUGAAGACAGUAUUGAUUCCGCGGAACGGUUCUACCAGGAGGUGGAAAAGAGCAUUCAAUCGUUUUUGGCCGAUGUCACUGAAGAUGAUCUCAAUCAGUCUUGCAGGGCGGUUCUUCUGAUGUGUAUUGGUGUUGCGGCGCUUCUGGCAUUUACUCAGACCAAUGUGACUGGACCAGUUGAAGAGUUUCCUUCUUUUCCUGUGCUUACCCCACGGUUCAAACAAGAUCACUCUACUUCCAGGAGAGUCCAGUGGGAUAUUUGGGCUCGUAAUCAGCUCAUGUCUGUGGGUUCAGAUUUGCUUGGAAAAAUAUCAGUCAUUCAGUAUAUUGUUUAUGCCAAGAUGUUGCUCAUGAAGACGAAAGACUUCUAUCUAGAGGGAAAAGAUAUUGCCAAAUGUGGGGUUAAAACCAUUUCCUGGUGGUUAGCUAGAACCAUUUAUACUGAACAGAGGAUUUUAGAGGAAAGGUCUUCGUCUUUGUACGAUCUGUUGCAAGUGAUGAUGGGUGAAACUUUACAUUAUUUUGGUGAUGUGCGAAAAGUUACAAGUUAUUGGGGUACGGAGUUGCAGGAGGGAGAAGCUUCAACAAUCGUUUCUUUGUGUUAUUUGGAAGGGGGUAUAAUAGAGUACACUUAUGGUCGAGUUGAUUCUUGUAGGUUACAUUUCACUUCUGCUGAAGAAGCUUGUGGGCUUGAGCUUUCUGUCACUGGAGUUCUUGGAUUCCGGACAAUGCAUCAGGUUGGAGCGAAGGCUCAAAUGGUUCUUGUUACAAACACAAGAACUCCUAAAGAUGGGGAUAUUGAUGUUUCCUCCAAAAUAAGGCCUGAGCUGCUGAAAUCUGUUUCUAGUUUCAGUGAUGAAUGUAAAUCUAGUGUGAAUUCUCGUGAAAGGCAUGAAUCUUCUGAUGUAUUCAUUACUCCACUCCUCUUGGAGAAUGAGGAAGACAAGUCCAAUUCAAAUGGCAUUCACAUUGGUGGAAGUGGGACAUUUAGUGUGUCCUUGGAGCCUAUCCAACAGGCAGUGGUUCUAGCGCAAUGCCUUCUAAUUGAGAAGAGCACUCGUGAUGAUGAAAUGCAAGGAUGGCAGAUGGCUCCAUUUAUAGAGGCUAUUGAUGCUCAAGAGUAUUCAUACUCUAUUAUUCGGUUCUUAUGUGACAUCUUACGUAUUCGAUGGGAGUCUAAACGUAGUCGCACAAAGGAACGUGCUUUGGCUAUGAUGGAUGAACUGGUGAAAGGUCUCUAUCAACAGCCUUCUACUGGGGCUCUUGCUCUACAGAGGAUUCAGUUUUCUUUUGGAGUUUAUGUGCCCACUAUUGCUGCAUUGCGGAAAGAAUACAGUGAACUUCUUGUGAGUCAUGGAUUUAUUGGGGAGGCAAUUAAGAUUUUUGAGGACCUUGAAAUGUGGGAUAAUCUAAUCUAUUGCUAUUGCCUACUAGAGAAGAAGGCAGCUGCUGUUGAACUAAUCAAGGCACGGCUAUCUGAAACGCCUGAUGUGCCAAGGUUAUGGUGUUCAUUAGGGGAUGUCACUGUUAAUGAUGCUUGCUAUGAAAAGGCAUUAGAAGUUUCAAAUGGCCGGUUUGCUCGUGCUAAGCGAUCUCUUGCUCGUAGUGCAUACAAUAGAGGGGACUACGAGACAUCGAAAAUCCUUUGGGAAUCUGCAAUGUCCAUGAAUUCUCUGUAUCCUGAUGGCUGGUUUGCACUUGGUGCUGCUGCUUUGAAAGCUCGAGAUAUAGAUAAAGCUUUGGAUGGGUUUACUCGAGCUGUUCAACUUGAGCCUGAAAAUGGGGAGGCUUGGAAUAACAUUGGUUGUUUGCAUAUGAUCAAGAAGAAGAGUAAAGAGGCUUUCAUUGCCUUUAAGGAAGCACUGAAAUUCAGGAGGAAUAGCUGGCAGUUGUGGGAGAACUAUAGCCAAGUUGCCAUGGACAUUGGCAAUUUUGGGCAGGCACUGGAGGCUACAAAGAUGGUGGUAGAUAUGACCCGCAAUAAAAGAACUGAUUUCACAUUAUUGGAGAAGAUAAUGGAGGAGAUAGAAGCUAGGAGCUCAAGAUGUGACCAACUUGGUACAGAAAGAUCACAUGAAACUGAGCACUUGACAGAGUUGCUUGGAAAAGUUAUUCAGCAGAUAGUUCGCACUGGUGGGCGAGAUGAGUUUUGGGGUUUAUAUGCAAGGUGGUACAAAAUCAAAGGGGACCUCACGUUGUGCUCUGAAGCCCUUCUGAAGCAUGUUAGAUCAUACCAAGGAGCUGAUUUGUGGAAUAAUAUAGAUCGAUUUAAGAAAUUUGCGGAUGCUUCAUUACAGCUUUGCAAGGUUUACAUGGAAAUUUCAUCAUCUACCAAAAGCCGGCGAGAACUUGUUACAGCUGAGAUGCAUCUGAGAAACACAGUAAAGCAGGGUGUGAACUUCUCAAACACAACUGAAUUUACAGAUCUUGAGGCUUUGCUUAUUGAAGUGAGGAAGCAACUCGAGGCUUUUUGAUGGGACUUUAAGCAUGAUUUGUACAAGGAAACAUAGGGUAUGAUAUAUGUUGGUUACAUGUCAGUAGCUUUGACACACCAGUUACUUUGGUUUGUAGGUGACAUAAGGAGUAUGAGAAGUGUGGAGUUUUACUUACGGAGUUAGCUAGGUUGGUAAAAGACCUGAGAAGAAGGGAAGAGCGGGGAUUUAAUCAUGGGAUGAGGGUUUUGUAAGAGGUAGUUAGUUUAAAUUGUAUUUGGUUUUAGUUGGAGUUCUUUAGGUAUUUAUACAUCUAUUAUCUAAUGAAUAGAAGAGGACAAGUUCUGAGAAUGUCAUUUAAGGUUGUUUGGACAUAUCCAACGAAGGUCUCAGGAUGCUCUAGUGCGGAAGUGUGAUCAGAUCUAGAUGGAUAGAGCUAAAAGGGCUAGGGGCAAACCUCAGAUGACUAUUGAUGAGUUGGUAAGGAAAGCCAUGCAGAGACUAAGCCCUGAUCCUAAUAUGCUGUCAACCAAAAGUGUUUGGAGGACAAAGACCUGUAUUACGGAUUGUUUGUAGUUAGGAUGUCCUGGAGGUGUUGUUUUACUUUUUUUCCCUUUAUUUUAUUUUUGUCUUCCUCUUUCUUGGAUUCAUGUACCCCCUUGAUUUGGGAAUAAGGCUGAGUUGUUCUAUCUAAUGAAUAGACAAUGAUAUGUUUGAUCA